UAAAAGUCGAAGUUGAAAGAAAAAGCGCCGUGAACUCGCCGCAUGCUGCAACCGGCAACUCACAACGCUUCUUGAGCGUUAUCAGUUGUUUUUAUUUUUUCUCUCGAUUUGGUUAUUCGGAAAUUCGGAAUUGAGUUCGAUUUCAUAAAUAAUAAUUAAUAUUAUUUCAUCAUUUCAUUUCGAUUUUACCAAUUAUUCUGAUCGUAGUGUGGUAAACAUUCGAUGAUUCAGCGUUCUGUGAUUCUAAAAAUUGUGACUUAAUUCGUUGAAAAUUCUCCGGUCAAGUAUUCCAUGUAAGCUCCAGAUUUCUGUAUCUACCAAGUAAAGUAAACUGUAAUUUCUUCAUUAAAUCUAAUGAUCGAAAAUGCACCGUAACUUCGCUCCCUUGCUACCGCACACGUAAACAUACUCGAUCUUCCAUCUGUAUCAUCACCACCAUCAACCACCAUGGAUCUUUUAUACGCCAUCUCUCGUAAAUAUGUCGGUAAAGCUCAAUUCUACAACGACUUCAUGGACGUAGACGAAGAAGUCAAAGGUCUGACACGAAUCUCUCAGUCGAAUAUCGUCGCAUGGGUCACCAAAUACGAGCUAAACGAUGCCUCCGAUUUGAGCCUCGGUUCUCGAGUAUACGUCGCUGAUCUAAACAUGCCUUGGAAUUUUCACAAAAUCACCACGCAGGAAAACAUGGUCACAUUACUCGAAUGGGAUCUAUGUGGGGAGAAUUUACUAAUCGGCGAUGAUUCCGGUACCGUUACGAUAUGGUCGUAUCGAGAUUACAUUUUCAACGAUUGGAGCUGCGUAGGCAGUGUGAAUUUACUCGGGGAGAAUAUGAUAGGGGGUAUUUUCUUCCACACCGGUCGUAAAAUUGUACUGAAUCCAAAUCCGGAGAAAAAGAAUAGCGAGCAUUAUUUCGAGAAGUUUUGUAACGCGAGAUACAUGCCUACGGUUAAAUUAUUAGGUGGGUCAGCUUUGGAUGGGUGUCUGGUAGUUACAUCAACCGGAUUAGUUGUAGCUUGUUUGAUGAUAGGAGACGCAGCCACUCCUAUGGUCACGUUAACCGAUAGUAUAUCUUCGGUUAGGUAUAAAAUCUCGGUGCUGGAUAUCGCCUAUAGUAAACAUGGUACUUUGAUCGUGGCUACGAGCUGCGGCAGCUUAAAAAUGCCUAUAAAAUGUUACGAAGUAUGCAUCAAGUAUACGAAUAAGAAAACGUAUUCGAUGACUUGCCAACCGCUGCCUGGCUUUUUCCUCGAUACGUCUAAAAUUGAAACGAGUUCGCAGAAUUGGACCAUAUCGCAUUUGAAAUUCGUCACUAAAGAUAGCCCAGCGAGUUUAAUAAUCGCUGCUACCAACGGUACGACGAGCACGAUCCAAGUGUACGAUGUUCUGGCCGAAAAAGAUCAAUCGAAUCAGAUGUUCUGCGAAUCGAUGAUCACCAAUGAUCCGGCUAAACCGUUGAGUUGGGACUGUAAAGCGAGUAUAUCGACCGAAAGUCCGAUCGUAUCGAUAAGUACGCCGAAGAGCUCUCUUACCUGUAUACCUGGGGCACCUUGUAAUAUCAUGUUAGCUUUCAAGAAUAACAGAGUUCGAAUAUUUUCUAGAUCGUUGAAAGAUGAAAUGUGUUAUAACCUGGAUUACUAUUGGGAUACCAAAGACGCUAGAAAAGUAUUUAAUAAUUUAUGUAUCGCCGACGUAGAUACCUCGAUGAUGGGUAACGUAGUCGUAGUACUCGAUAACGUUGGUAAUUUCUACGUUCUUCAGAUCCAGCACGUAUCCGACCAUAAUAUCCAGUCAGCUGUUUCGUACGCUGUUACUCAACUCGAAUAUUGCCUCAUCUCCGGCUACGAUUUCUGGGACGUUGCCGUUUCGCUCAAACAACACAUUCUGGAGAAAGUCUGCGAAGCGUUUAGCGAAUCUUUCAAUAAACAAUCUGCCGCCGUGCAGCAGCUCGAAUACGGAGGGUUUCUCAGCAUGAAAGCGUUCCUAUACCGACUCUCGAGUAACACGUCUCAGAAACACAACGAUCUCGUAUUUCUGUUAACUUUGCAUUCGAUAUCGGUAGCUUUCAAAUCACUACUCAGACCCAACGAACUCACCAAUUCCGAUAAAGCUCCGGGUGAAAGUUUAUCGGCUGUUUUAUCCGAGUCUUCGAUUAUCGACAUGAAUACCAUAAUCGUUAACAUCGAUCCUAAAGAAUUCACCAUCGAACCGAGUAAUAUCCAGUCGAUGCAACAGCUCAUCCAGUGGGUGGCACAUUUAGCUCUGAAUAUCCUCGCUCGUAUCCCAGAUCACCAUAAGACAUCUUCGGGUUACGACAUCGUCGCAGAUAAUAACGCUUUAAAUAUCCUCAGAGAGGUACUGGUCAUCGUACGAUUUUGGGGCUUCCUCAGACAAUCUUGUUUGCCAGUUUUUGUUCGAAAUGUUGGCAAUUUCGAUGGACUAUCUACGCUUUUCAGACUUAUUUCGCGGCUAAUCCAGUGCAAUCAGAAUAACGAAAUGGAUGAAACGUUCAUCGAAGAAUGCUACCUGCUCCAAAACCAAGUUCUUAUUCCGACCAUCGCUUCUACGCCGACUGAGAUUUGCGACGUGGCUUCGCCCGCCUUUCAUCGUCAAGCUUUACCACUUCAGUUUACUUUUGGUCUGGAACCAGAUACGAUUACUUAUGAAAUGGAUACAUUUGCGUUGGAUGGUACCUCGAACGUGUCUCAAAAUUGCGAUAUAAUCAGACACGUGUAUUUAGGCGAUAGUAAUCCUCAUAAGGUAAAGCAAUGUAACCGGUGUCAAGGCAAGACGCAGAUUGUUAAUGUGGGUAAAAGCGUAGCUAUUAGGUCGUGGGAAAAUAGAUGGAUUAGAUCGUGUUUGUGCGGUGGCAAGUGGAGAUUCAUUAAAUCGGUCAAGUGUCCGUAUGGUUCCGUCAAUUCCAGGAGUAUUUAAUUGAUGCGAUGUCUUCUAUUUUGAGAAAUAUUCAGUUCCGUGUUAUUGAUGCGGUCAACGAAAAUAUCGAUUUCAAUGACGCUGGUCACCAACGGAAAGUCCACUCAUUAUUAAUUCAAGGAUCCUCGGAUCUUCUCAGCUAAGUUCGUCGAUUGAUUGUUGGGUCUCCACUCUCCACAGUGAUCAAUCUGUUUUCUUGUGAUGGCGGUUGGAGUUGAGAGUUAAUAUUAUGAUUCUUUUUGGUGUUUUUUUUUUACGCCCAUCCGUAUGAAUACUUUAUAAAUAGAUCUCACGUGUAAAUUUCUUUCGUAAGAUGUAUUUAUAAUAAUGGUACGUACAUUGAUACCCAUUCGUUUAUUAAAAUAUGAUGUUUUGUUGCAA
This is a messenger RNA of Planococcus citri (citrus mealybug), 3312 nucleotides long. Its product is annotated as mediator of RNA polymerase II transcription subunit 16-like. The coding region runs from base 448 to 2931 and encodes 827 amino acids. Lineage: Eukaryota; Metazoa; Arthropoda; Insecta; Hemiptera; Pseudococcidae. The transcript has 3 exons. Gene Ontology annotation, biological process: positive regulation of DNA-templated transcription. The record is from RefSeq and is a predicted model, not a curated record. Gene Ontology annotation, cellular component: mediator complex.